UCGUCAAAGGCGACAGUGGAUUCGUCGGCGAUAACGAGGAUUGUAGCGUCAAGAUCCUUCGUGAUCAAUUCGCUACGUGGGUGCGGCAUUUCGAGGGUCUGUACCGACAAGGAAGUGCUGAGGAAGGAGCGUGUCAUGCCGGAAUACCUCCAGCAGGAAGUGGUCGACGCAAUUAGGUCAAAAGAUGAGGCGGAGACCUGCGAUCGCCACCGCAAUAGCGCCGAAAAGAAAAUCUUCAAGGACGCGCCGGCGCGUUGCAAUGCCCCAUGGUGGUCUUCCUCAAUUCAAAGAGAGGUGGCCGCCAUGGCCCCGUACUCAAGAAGCGGUCAGAUCUUCUCCCAGUUGAUCUACUAA
This is a messenger RNA of Linum tenue, 354 nucleotides long. NCBI's taxonomy places the organism in Eukaryota, Viridiplantae, Streptophyta, Magnoliopsida, Malpighiales, Linaceae. The record is from the annotation of a GenBank genome assembly.